Molecule: messenger RNA, 1852 nt
Organism: Pelodiscus sinensis (Chinese soft-shelled turtle)
Lineage: Eukaryota; Metazoa; Chordata; Testudines; Trionychidae
Source: RefSeq, a predicted model, not a curated record
AUGCAAGAAACCAGCUCUGCGCCCCACUGUUUCACGGGAGGCGAUCGAGGGAUUGUGGCGGUGGUGGGGCUGCGCCGUGACCGCGCGCACGAGGGGGCAAGAAUUGCACUUGAGUUAUCCUGGGCUACGUUUUCUGAUUUCCUUCCUGUAAAGAUAUUCCCCAGUGGAACAGAAGCCAGAAUCAAGUUCUUCGAUGACUACUCGGAAGGGCGAGAAUGUGUCAACUGCGGAGCCAUGUCCACCCCGCUCUGGAGGAGAGACGGCACAGGCCACUACCUAUGCAACGCCUGCGGGCUCUACCACAAGAUGAACGGCAUCAACCGGCCCCUGAUCAAGCCCCAGCGGCGGCUGUCCGCCUCCCGCCGCGUGGGGCUCUCCUGCGCCAACUGCCACACGACCACGACCACGCUGUGGCGCAGGAACGCCGAGGGAGAACCCGUCUGUAACGCUUGCGGACUGUACAUGAAACUCCACGGGGUCCCCAGGCCUUUAGCGAUGAGAAAAGAGGGGAUUCAGACGAGGAAACGCAAGCCAAAGAACCUUAACAAAACCAAGACCCCAGCAGGACCAUCAAGUAGCGACAGCUUUACCCCCACCAGCAGCUCCACCAGCAACACCGCCGCCCCCGCCCCCGAGGAAAUGCGCCCCAUCAAGACGGAACCGGGGCUUUCAUCUCAUUAUGGGCACCCAAGCCCCAUUGCUCAGGCCUUCUCCGUCACCGCGAUGUCUGGGCAUGGAUCUUCUCUGCACCCGGCUAUUUCGGCCUUGAAGCUUUCCCCCCAGGGCUACCAGUCAGCCAUGAGCCAGUCUCCACAGGCCAGCUCCAAACAGGACUCCUGGAACAGCCUGGUCUUAGCCGAAAGCCACGGUGACAUCAUAACGGCAUAACCUCUUCCUCCUUGCGCGGACCGCAGGCCUAGAAGACACCGCGUAGUAAGUGAGCAGAGCUCUUUGCUCUUUUCCCGCUCUCCUCGAGGGAGGCGUGAUGUGACGCAGGGAGGACUAUUCCGUACGGCAUUGUAAAGAGGACUUCCCGGAGGUGCGGAAGAGCUAACGCUAAACAAGCCAAGACGGCCCCGUCUCAGAAUAACCGUGGCUGAUUUGACUCUUCUUGAAAGAAGCCAGGUUGUAACCGCCUUCUGUAAAACAGCCAGAAACUAAGACAGGACUCCGGCGUUUCUGAAACUUCUGGCUUUGACAUCUUGGACAGCGAUGGCACCUGGGACAUUUUUGUCGUCCUUACCAUCCACUCGUUUCCCGACCAAGUCAGCCCUGGAGGAAAUGCCAUCACCGUGGUAGCACCUACAGGCAGAGAUCGGUUGACCUUCCGUGCUAUAGGGCUGGGUCCACUUCAUCAGACACACGUUGACAGCUUUUGUGGUUUUUAAUACCGUGGGAAGUUGAAGGAGAAAGAAGAACACCGCUUGCACAUCGGCCGAUCCCUCCAGAGCUUCGUUUCCAUGUUACCAAGGAGCCAGAGACCUGAACCCUUGUACUUUGCUGACAGGAACGACUUUAUUUUUAUCUUUCCAGGUCGCGGGACUGUGUUUUCAAAAGGCUGAGGCUGGAGAAGGUCUCAGAUCCAAGGUUUCCAUGAAAGUCUGGGCAUGGGGGUGGGGUGGAAGAGACCCAGAGAGCUUAUGAAACACAUGGAAGGGAAAAUUGGAUUCUCCCCUUUGAGAUAGCGAGGAGCGUGACUUUGAGGAUUUCUCUAGGCCAAGGGUAAGGAACCUUUUUUGGGUCUGGGGCUGCACACGAGAAAAAUCAGUCGGGGGCUGCACACAAGUGAGAAGCAAACAAACUCUCUCGCUUACGUGGCCCCCAACUGAGCAGCAGAAGGACCCUCCCCACA